AUGUCCAAAUGGCUUAAGGAGGUAAAAUUGAGAAAGAGAGAGUUUGCUGGAAGGCCAAGGAGAAAAACAAAGGAGAGUGAAGUAUUGAAGUGGAGUUCAAUAAUUGACCAAGAAAUUCAUCAAUUUGAAGACUUAAGGGCCAAGUGCAAAGGCGAAUCGAGCAUCGGAACACUGAGAGCAGCAGGAUGCCCAACCCUAACCGUAAUGAACCCGAGAAAGAAUGUCAAGUUUGUGGAGUCAACCAUGACACGCCUCACGAACGAGGCCUUAGUUUUCAGAACUAUUGUUUUGACCCUUUUGUCUUCUUUUGAUGGUCAUGUUUGACCUUAUCUGUAUAUAAGCUAUGGUUUUGUAUAAUUAUGGUAUUACAUAGAU
Camellia sinensis is the source of this 375-nucleotide messenger RNA. Lineage: Eukaryota; Viridiplantae; Streptophyta; Magnoliopsida; Ericales; Theaceae. The record is from RefSeq and is a predicted model, not a curated record.